AUGACGACUUCUACGGAACCACCCUACUAUCUCUUGGUGUCUCAUUCGUCUUUUCAGCACAACCCAGGUCUUACUUCUAACUCCCUCGCCCAUGCAAGCAUAGAAUAUCGCUACGAGGACGACUCGCCUCUGAUGCUCUUGUCGCGUCAUCCUGACGAGCAUGUCCUUGUGUUAAAUCAUGAUCCAGCAAAGGGAGGCAUACCAACGGUCCAGAGCACAUCCAGUCAUAUGGCUGUAACAGGCAUCAAGGUAUCUGUAGCACCUGGCGCUAGCGCCAACGAGGACCACAGCACGAACGAUAAUAUGUAUGUUCUAGAAGUGACAUCCACUUCUGACGACCAGUAA
Suillus bovinus is the source of this 345-nucleotide messenger RNA. RefSeq lists its product as uncharacterized. Lineage: Eukaryota; Fungi; Basidiomycota; Agaricomycetes; Boletales; Suillaceae. The coding region runs from base 1 to 345 and encodes 114 amino acids. The record is from RefSeq and is a predicted model, not a curated record. The transcript has a single exon.